AACUCUACGUCAUCCAUGAAAGGCGCCGAGGCAGGACUUCCUGUUAUUGCCUGUAACAGUUUCCGGGAGAAGGGGGAAGAACCCGGACCUUGGACAGAUUCGGAGACUGUCAGCCCUUUCUUCGGCCCCUCUAAGAAAGGCGAGACCAGGGACCGCCCCGGGGGAUCCCUGCGUUUUCAGAAACCCCUGCGAGCCGUAUUUAGUGGAGAGCCAUAGGUGCAUGCACCUAAUGAGGUGGGAUGGGUGCUGAAGAGGAGUGUGACAACGAUACCCCCCCCCCAGCAAGAACCCAGGCAGCAGCCAGGCCAUGAAGCUCUCUGGGGUCACCCUCAUUGAGGGUGUGGGUAACGAGGUGAUGGUGCUGGCAGGUGUGGUACUGCUGGUUCUAGCCCUGGUCCUAGCUUGGCUCUCUACAUACGUAGCAGACAGCAAUAGCAGUCAACUCCUGGGAACUAUUGUUUCAGCAAGCAACACCUCCAUCCUUCACCUGGGCCAUGUAGACCAGCUGGUGGCUGGUCCAGGGGUCCCCGACCCCCCUGAGCUGCCCGAUCCAUUAGAGGACAGUGAGGAGAAGGCUGAAGAGGCUUGUACAGGUGAGGGCGAUGCAGCUGGGGAGCUGGGCACUGGGGCAAGUGUGGAGCCCAGCCUGGAGCAGCUCCUGGACAUCCGGGGCCUGCCCAGGCGGCGGCCAGCUGCAGACAGUGGUGGUCCAGAAGCCCUGCCAUGCUCUGAGCAGAGCACUUGCCUGCCUCCCGGCGCUGGCCUCAUCAACCUGAGGCUCAAAUUCCUCAAUGACACCGAGGAGCUGGCUGUGGUCAAGCUGGAGGACACUGUGGGCACUCUGAAGAGCAAGUGCUUCCCUGGACAGGAAGGCCAGACAAAGCUCAUCUACAAGGGCCGCCUGCUGCAGGACCCAGCAAGUACACUUCGUUCCCUGGAUAUCACCGACAACUGUGUGAUCCACUGCCACUGCCUGCCCCCUGGGGCUGCGGCCCCGGACCCCUCUGCCCCGCUGGCCACCUCCACUACAGAGCCGCCCAGCCUGGGCCUUGGUGUGGGCAGCCUCAUGGUGCCUGUGUUUGUGGUGCUCCUGGGUGUGGUCUGGUACUUCCGGAUCAACUACCGCCAGUUCUUCACAGCCCCAGCAACGGUCUCCCUAGUGGGCGUCACAGUCUUCUUCAGCUUCCUGGUCUUUGGGAUGUACUCGAGAUAGAACCUGGAGAGUUGAAGGGCACGGGCUUCCUCUGCUGCUGCUUCCCUUUCCCAGCCAAAGCUGGGCCCAGGCCUGGGGGGGCAGUCAGCCCAUGGUAUUCUGGCAGGACCAUAUCUGGCUUGUGGAAAGCUUGCAGUCUUCUGCCCCUGACACCUCUGUAGGGCACUGGCAUGGGUCCCAAGAUUGGCAUGGCACAGGUAGGGAGAGACUGCUUACCCCUGCAGCACCUGGUCACCUCAGUCGGCUCUUUGGGUAUGGGGCCCACUUCCACAGAGCACUUUGCUGGCCUCAUCUUAAUAGUGCUUUAUGGGCCUCUGCCAGGCCACAGCUACUGCGCCCCUAGGCUCAGAGCUGCCGGUGACCACUAGGCUCCAAGGAAGGCUCCAGAGGGGUCCCAACAGACCACAUGAAGGCCCUGGAUAAAGGCUCUGUGUCUGCAACUGAAUAAAGGUACUCUAUGGCCA
Cavia porcellus (domestic guinea pig) is the source of this 1677-nucleotide messenger RNA. RefSeq names its product transmembrane and ubiquitin like domain containing 2 (gene Tmub2). The transcript has 4 exons. Gene Ontology annotation, molecular function: protein binding. The record is from RefSeq and is a predicted model, not a curated record. NCBI's taxonomy places the organism in Eukaryota, Metazoa, Chordata, Mammalia, Rodentia, Caviidae. The coding region runs from base 308 to 1213 and encodes 301 amino acids.